Drosophila serrata is the source of this 6173-nucleotide messenger RNA. RefSeq names its product Pcf11 cleavage and polyadenylation factor subunit (gene Pcf11). Gene Ontology annotation, molecular function: mRNA binding; RNA polymerase II complex binding. The record is from RefSeq and is a predicted model, not a curated record. Gene Ontology annotation, cellular component: mRNA cleavage factor complex; cytoplasm. Gene Ontology annotation, biological process: mRNA 3'-end processing; termination of RNA polymerase II transcription. NCBI's taxonomy places the organism in Eukaryota, Metazoa, Arthropoda, Insecta, Diptera, Drosophilidae.
AUGGAGCAGUUAUUUCAGAACUAUCGCGAGGAUGAGCGGCGGAUCGGCGAGGAGUAUCUGUCCAGUUUGCAGGAUCUGAACUGCAACAGCAAGCCACUCAUCAAUAUGCUCACGAUGCUCGCCGAGGAGAACAUCAGCUAUGCUCCCGUCAUAGUCCGCGUGGUGGAGUACUACAUCAGCCAGGUGGCGCCCGAGUUUAAAUUGCCCAUACUAUAUUUAAUUGAUUCGAUAAUAAAGAAUGUGAAAAGCAGCUACGUCCAGUUGUUUGGGCAAUGCAUAGUCAACAUAUUCCUCAACGCCUUUGAGUCGGUGCAAAACUCACAGUCGCAAGUCCUGGAAAAGGUACGCGAACGUAUGUAUGCCCUGCGACAGACCUGGAACGAGGUAUUCCCACUCAAAAUGUAUGCCUUGGAUAUGAAGGUCAAACGAUUGGAUAAUAAUUGGCCAAUUACCGCCAAACAGCCAGCAGCCAACAAGAUCCAUGUUAAUCCAGCCAUUCACGUUAAUCCAGACUUUUUAAAGACGGGCAUGGUUCCUGUGAUGCCCGUUAACACCAUGGCCAGCGAUAUGGAAGAGAUUCUGCAGGCCAAAACACGCGAGCUACUGGAGCUUAAAAAGCGCAAACUAGAGCUUGAGCUCGAGCAAACCAAGAAGCAUUUAGAGGAGCAAGAACGUCAGCUUAACGAUACGAUAGCUCCAAUGGUCAUGCCAGGGCCAACGACAUCUGCCAUACCCCCGCCCAUUGUGGAUCCCGCCGCUACGGGUGCCAUGCGUCAUCAACGGCCGCCACCCCCAAUGGGUAUGAUGCCCAAUAUGCCAGUGGCCUCACAGCAGUUUCCGGCCAAGCCAAAAGUAAAUCCAGUCAAUCCAGCCUUGCUCAACUCUGUGCGCCCCCGAGAUCCGCGACUGGCGCGACAGAUGCAGGCUCAAUCCUCAUCGCAGUCGGUCGCACCCGUACACACUGAUCCUCGCCUGAAGGCCAAGACCUCAUCGAACUCACAGAAAUCUAGUCGCUCGCGUAGCAAGUCACCUGUGCGAAAUAACAGCAGUCGUUCUGACAAGAGCAACCAUAGCAGCUCGUCCAACCGCAAGCGAAGCGAGUCCAAAAGCUCCACAGCCUCUUCAUCCUCGUCGGGCACCGAUGUGCGGCAUAAAAAUGGCAGCAGGUCAGCUCAAUCACCGGCAAAGCGAUCCGGAAAGAGCUCCAAAGAUCGCUCAGAUCCCUAUGCUCGCAACGGAUCGCCCACGAAGCGCAAGAGCUCCUCGCCAGGCGCUUCGCCCUCCAAGUCCAAACGCAACACAUCACAGAAAACCUCCUCGUCUUCGUCGAGGGGAAAGUCAUCAUCCGGGCGAUCGCGCAGUCGAUCACCGGUCUUCAUGGACAUUGAUCUGCGCCGCAGCAAGUCACCACAGCCAAAGGCAGCGGUACUCGUCUCCCUACCUCAGGUGACAACAUCAUCCUCGUCAUCAGCAGCAGCAAAAGCACCAAAUGAUUUAGAGAAACGCCCUACUCCUCCAGCGCCUCCAAGUCCGCCGAUUAUAGACGUAUCGUCUUUGGACACUGAUAGGCAGCGGCCAAAGACGCCGCCGCCCCCUUUCUUCGAUCCAACCGACAGUCUCGACACGAAGGCCAACAAAAAGAGCAGCAGCAGCAGUAGUAGCAGCAGCAGCAGCACAACAAUACUAGCUAGUAACGCCUCCGCGUCUUCGUCUUCAUCUUCGUCAACGUCCUCGUCCACUUCCAAAUUGCCCGCAAAAGUGUCGUUCAAAAUACAAAAACAGUUUAAUAAAUUAGAAAAAUCUACAGCGAAUCUAUCAACAGCAGCAUCACUGCUAAACCCUACGACCUCAGCAGCCACUGCCACCUCAUCAUCAUCACCACCUGUUGUCCCAGCAGCCUCGUCCUCGUCAUCCCAGGGUAACGUAUCUGACGCGCUGCAGCAGUCCAUCAAUAAGCUGCUGCUAGUGCAGGGCGUACCCAAUCCCGUUGGACAGAAGCGACCCGCCGAUCCCGUACCUCUGGGGACCGAAGAGGAGGAGCUGUCGCAGGCCCAGAAGCGCAGCAAGUCUGCCAAACUGGACGCUCUCUUUGGCAGCGAGGAUGUAGACCUGCGCCGCGAGAAUCCCGCCGUGAAGCCAGGCGUUAUUGUGGUGGAAGACGACUCUAUGGAUGAUUGCGAUUUGAGCGAGACCACAAUGAAGUCUACUUCGCAGCCAAAGAAGGCAACGCUCGAGGAGCUGCGUGCCAAGUUGGCCAAGUCAGCGCGCCAGCAGAGCAAGUCCGGCAAGUUGGAUAACAAGAGCAAGGAACAGGGCGUAUCACAGCGCAUCAAGCAAUUAGCUGAGUUGAAAGCCAACGAUGAUUCCCAGGAGGCACACGAUGAAAAGAUGCGAACGAUUCUCAGCCAGGCGCAGGAGAUGUACGAGAAUCACAGCAUGAAUCAGGAGCAGUACAAGGAUCUAGUCCAGAAAGUGGUAGCCAUCAACGAAAGCAGCAAGAACAAGGCCGACCGUCGACGUGACGAUGAUCUUGACUUGGAUCGCAAUGCUGCCAGGGAUGCAGUUCUACGCAAACGCAUACCCAAGCUUAAGGGCAACGAGAAUCAUUCGUCUGGCUCGCCUCGCAGCGACGGCUCGCCCAGAUACGAGGAACAGCCGGCAGCAGCAGUUCCAGAGAAGCCCUCAAACAAGAGGGAUAAAGCUAAGAGGGAACUUAAGAGACGCAAGCCCACUAAAUGGGGCGAUCAGGUGGAUCCUGUGGCAGCUCAACGUGCGGCCUGGCAAAUGGCUAAUAAUAAUAAUAACAACAACAAGCGAGGAGGAGGAAUGGGAGUAGGCAUGCAGAUGCCUAUCCCGAACCAACCUAAUUUCCGUGGAAUGCCGUGGCAGCAACCUCCUCCGGCCAUGGUAAUGGCACAGUCUAUAGUUCCGCCGCCGCCUCAGCCGCCGUCGAUGAUUGGACUGCCCCCCGUGCCGCCCGUGCAAAUAAGCAAGGCCAUUAAUUCACUGGAUAAUCCCAUGGCGGACGUCGUGCGUAGCAUCACCAUCGACGGUGGAUCCAAGGAGAUUCGUUUCUACAACCAGGUAGCCAUUAUCUUUAUGGCCGGCGACGAGCCCCACGAGAUCGGCUUCCAGCAGGGUCAGCGAGUGAUUCUUAUCGACCACAACGAGCCAUUGCCCCUGAGCUUCAACGACGACUACAAGCCCUUCCAGUUGGAUGGCCAGCUGCAUCGCAUCCGCUUUGGGUUUCCGUCCCGCGAGCUCUACAUCGACGAUCACUGGUACGAGAUCUACUUCGGAGGUCCGGCCGUCUCCGUGCCGAUCGGCAACAAGCUGCACGUCCUCAAGGCCGAAGGCCCGCCGCCCAACGUCGACAUUGGCCGAGUGCGCCGGGAUCUGGUAGUCGGAAAGAUCAAUAUGAUCGUAGACGCACAUACAAUUGUGCCGCUUUUCCUGGACGCCAGACAGCAGACCUUCCAGCUGGGCGCCGAACAGCAUUCGCUGCAGUUCGUGGAUAGCUUUCAAUAUGCUCUGGUGGACGGGCAGCUGCAAAAGAUCGAGUACGGCGGCCUUCCCAAAAGCAUGAUGCUCAACGGGGGUCGCAACUGCUUCAUACGAUUCGGAACCCUCCCCAAGGGCGUUGUGGCUGGCAAGACGCACGUGGCUGAUAUGGUGUACAUUAAGACUGAAGCUCCGGCCGAGCCACCCCAACCUCCACCGGUCAUUGUGAAGCCACCACCUGUGGUGGAGCAACCUUUAGCGGCAGCCCCUGCUCCCGCUCUCUCGCUGCCAGCAGCGGCCGCUGCCUUAGGCAGCUUGAACAUCAACGACCUCUUCCAGAAGCUCGUUUCGUCAGGAAUAAUCGGAGGAGCGGCUCCUGUGGCAGCGGGACCUACCUCUACGGAGUCUUCAGGCACCAAAGAAGCGACUCCUAGUGCUCCGGAAGCCACAACUAGCACCACAGCGUCAGCAACUGUUGCUUCCUCUGCUGCUGCCGUACCGGCGGGUCCACCUAUGGAACCCAUCAAACGUAUCGAUCUUCGCAAACCUGAAACUAUCAAGACCCGCCAGGCGGCGGUGGUGGCCACGCUUUACAUCGGAAUGCAGUGCAGCAGCUGCGGCGUGCGAUUCCCACCCGAGCAAACGAUCAAGUACAGUCAGCAUUUGGACUGGCACUUCCGGCAGAACAGAAGGGAUCGGGACUCGACCAGGAAGGCUACUUCCCGGCGCUGGUUCUACGAUCUCAACGACUGGCGGCAAUACGAGGAGAUCGAGGAUGUGGAAGAGCGCGAAAAGAACUUCAUGGAGGCGCAGGGUCAGCCGGGUGGUCCCGAGGCAUUUGACGAGCUCUCCCAGCAACGGUCCCUGGACUCACCCGUGCCCACGUGUGCGGCCGGAGCUGAUGAUGUGGAUCGCUGCUGCGACAUGUGCCACGAGAAGUUCGAGCAGUUCUACAACGAAGAGCUGGAGGAGUGGCAUCUGCGCAGCGCAAUCCGUGUGGAAGAUAAGAUCUACCAUCCGCUGUGCUACGAGGACUACAAAGCCGCACUGAAUCCUCCUGCCGAGGUGAAAUCCGACAACGAUGUAGAUAUGAAGAACAGUGAUGACAAUGCCAUGGACACGCUGAUCAAACUGGAGGUAAACGACGAUGAAGACGAUGUUCCGAAAGCUUCGCAGACAUUUUUGGAUGAUGACGAUGACGAUGUAAUUGUGUUGCCCAAUGAAGAGCCCAGCGUCACAGAGAUUGUUGAUGACGAUGAUGAGGAGGAAUAUGUUCCCGGCAAUGUAACAAGAGCGGAAAUGGGCAACGAAUCCUCCCAGGACAAGACGGAGUCUAAUUCCGAGACCAAGGAGCCGAAGGAAAGGGCCGCGGAGCAGGGCCAGCAACAGCCCCAUAGUGAAUCGGCCAACGAGUCCGAUGUGGAGAUUCAAGAGCCGAACAUUCCCUUCACCGAUCUGGACACGUACGUGGAAAAGGAAAUGGAUGAGGCCACCAAGGAGGCCUUGCUCAACGUUAAAAUCAAGGAAGAGCCGAAAGACGAUUAUGAGGAGGACGAGGACGAUGGCUUUGAAGACGUGGGCACGGUGGUGACCCUACUGCCUCUGCCCGAGGACGAGAUCUCCAUCCACAGCAGCGAAACUCAAACACAUACCAUCGGAUCGUCCGCCUCGCCGGCGACCAUAGAACGUCCAGCGUCCGUUACGUCGCUCUCGCUGCCUGCCAACGAGGCGGACCUGGAUUUGGAGCCGGCGGAUACGUCCGCAGCCACGGAAACGGAACUGAACGGAGAACCGCAGGAGUCCACGCAUAAUCUGAGCUCAGUGGGUCCGGCGUUACCUUUGGCUAGCAUAGUUAAUAAAAUAAAGAUAAAUAUCACUAAGAAUACAAGUAGUAAUAGUCAUAAUAGUGCCUCCACCGCCGCAACAUCAAUCAUCGACGCAGCGGACUCGCAAGGGUCAGCCAUCAGCGUCAUUGGAGGAUCAUCAGGAGCUGGCGGAGCAACCGGAUCCGGAGAUCCCACACAGGUGAACACCAUUCAAACUAUUUCCACCAUUCCAGUGCUCUGCGGCGGCAACACGUUCGUGCCCAAGAUUGCGACCAGCACCCCGGCUAUGGUCAGCUCGAUCUCAGUGAUUGGCAGCAGUUACGGCGCCAGCGGCAGCAGCAGCAGCAACAAUGGAAGCAGCAGCAGCCGGAGUAACAGUUCCGGCGCCAGUGCAACACAAGCUUUAACGGAGGCAGUUGGUCAGAAAUCGGCAACUCCACCGCCGCCAACUGUUGUGGAGCCGGAACCAGAGCCCGUCGUCGAGCUGAAGCCUGCGUUGCAGAACGUAACGCUCAAGCGGACGAAGAAGGUGCAAAACGGUGUCGAAACAUCCGGCCUAUGCUCGAUCAUGUAAAGCGAUCGCAGGUCUCCCCCAUAAGCGAUAUUCCUACUUAUAUUCAAUUUUUUAAUGCGAUUCUUUUUACACGUUACUUAGUUUUAAUUAUUAGCUAGCUAGGCGAGAGCAGCAGCACCACCAGCAGGCUCCUCUUGAUCUAUAGGUACCCAAUAGAGUUCCACAUCUGGAGCUUACACCGCUCUAAAACUAAUUUAUUUAAAAAUUUUAAUAAAAAAAAGUUACAGAAUAAAACAGAGUAUACAUAAUUUGUGAUAAUUUUAUAAACAACA